GAGAAGGGGGGGCUAGCUCAGCCGAAAUGUAUUCAUUUUGACCCUUUCUGAGGCACACCGGGCUGUGAAAAUGACAGCCGCUCCUGUUUUUGAGCGAUAGAAGUCGCUGAAUGACGGGAAUGUCUGAGGAGGUGGUCCGCCAGACACGCAGCCAGAAGAGGGCGCUGGAGAGGGAGGCUGCUCCACAAUCUGUCGAACUUUCCAACGCUGACAAUGACAGCAAAAAACCUAAGUUGGACCCAUCUGAACCUCCGACAGGGGAACAAACUGAAUCUAAGCUGGACUUUUUACCGGCGCAGGACAUUGAGAACCGGACUACACCUGGUUCAGAUCACCAGGAACAGGAGCCAGAACAGAACGCGUUGCCGUUAUCUUUAAUGUUACCCUUGGCUUCACAGCCGAUGAAAGGAGAUCAGGAUCGGACACAGAAACGGCAGACUGAUGAGCCCAGCUCAGACAAUCGAACUGACUGCAAUGACAGAGCCAGCAAGGCAAGGAUGGAGUCAUCUAUGGACACACGGAGCCGGGUCCAGCAAAUGGAGCCAAAGGUGUCGAGUGGCAUCCUGGCUGCAGGCGAGGUGAAGGCCACUAUUAAGGUAGAAGUUCAGACGGAGCAACCAGUGGACAUGAGCACCACCAGAGGCAGUAUAAAAAAGGAGAAGCGCCCUCCAUCCCCUGAAGAUGAUGAUGACGUCAUCAUCCUGUCUGAUAAUGACUCCCCCAGCCCUCCGAUGAACGGCCUGAGCCACUUUAAAGAGCUGGACACAGACCUGCUAAUGAAGAGCAGUCCAGUGGAAAGAGAGCGUAUCAUUAAGCAGCUGAAGGAGGAGCUGAGAUUGGAGGAAGCCAAGCUGGUGCUGCUGAAGAAACUUCGACAAAGCCAAAUACAGAGGGACAACCUGCAGAAGCCCUCAGGUUUAUCCAGUUCCUCUGCACCGCCUCCUCUUAUUCGAGGAACAAUUUCAAGCAAUAAAGGCUCUCCGCAGAUUCUGACAGGAAGAAGUUCAGGCACGGUCAUUCCUCCACCUUUGGUUAGAGGAGGCCAGCAGGUGUCGUCUAAGCAUGGCUCCCAGAUCAUUAUGCCACCUCUGGUUAGGGGGGCCCAGCCCAUCUCUGUGUCUCCACAGCAGAUCCAGGCCCUCCGCCAACAGCAGCAGCAGCAGCAGUUGGCUGCCACUGGGGGUUCAGGAUCAGGACCACCUCCUCUGCUGUUGGGCCCCAGGACCUCAGCCCCUGCAGCCCAGAGCCAGAGAGGGAUGGUCCAGUCAGGCCUCAUCAGAGUCGGCAGUAGUGCAAACGCGCUGGCCUCACAAAGUGGUUUGAAGGGCUCCUCCUCAGGAAGCAGCGUGUCUGUGGUUAGCGUUAAUGACUCUCCAGCCAGCCGCCAAGCAGCAGCUAAACUCGCCCUGCGGAAACAACUUGAGAAGACCCUCCUGGAGAUCCCUCCACCCAAGCCACCUGCCCCAGAGUUCAACUUUCUGCCCUCAGCAGCUAAUAACGAGUUCAUCUACCUGGUGGGGCUGGAGGAGGUGGUCCAGAAUCUGCUUGAUACCAUCCAUAGAGGAAAGACAGGUGUACCACUGUCAAAAACCUUCAUCAGAGACCCUUUCAUCUGCACCCAAUGCAAUACUGACUUCACCUGUCGUUGGAGGCAGGACAAGGCUAAAGGCGGGACAGUGCUCUGUGAAGACUGCAUGUCGUCCAAUCAGAAAAAGGCUUUAAAAGCUGAGCAUACCAAUAGGCUGAAAGCGGCAUUUGUCAAAGCACUGCAGCAGGAGCAAGAAAUAGAGCAGCGUAUUAUUCAGCAGUCAUCCUCAUCAGUUACUCACAAUACCUCGUCAUCCUCUUCAUCUGCUGCUUCGUCACUGAAGGCAGAGCAGCUGGUAUCUCAGCAGCUAAAGCAGGCCAGAGUGCCGUCCCUUCAGCACCACCACCAGGCCAGCCGAGGAGCCAACAUCAUUCAUCAUCACUCCAUCAAGCAGGUUGGAAAGGGCCGUCUGUCCCAUGGCGUCUCAUCUUUAGGUGUAAGGGGGGUCCCCCACUCCUUUUCGUCCUCCUCCCAGCUGCAAAGUGCAGUGGCAGCCGCAGCCUUGGUCAGCCGGCCAGGUAAGCAUGCCCACGUUUCCCAUCGCUCUGUGCAGAGUUCAAAGGUGAGCAGCAGUGGGAUCGGCGGCGGCAAGAAUGUCAGCGGAGGCAGUGCCUCAUCCACUGCAUGGAAGAAGCAGAGCAACAGCAGCGCAGGUGUGACUAUGGCCUAUGUGAACCCCAGCCUGACAGGUCACAAGACCUCAGCGACCGUGGACGCUCGUCAGAGGGAGUACCUGCUGGACAUGAUCCCCUCCCGUUCUUCAAUCUCCCAGGCUGCAAACACGUGGAAAUAAUGGGGUUCGAGGCUCCUCUGUUCAGAAUUCAUGUCCAAGUUCCUCAUCUCCAGUAAUAAGAUCCACAGCGCCCCCUGCAGGACUUUUAAGCAGUUAUGAUCCUUAAGUGGAGAAACGUUCCCUAAGUACCUUUUUUGUAUAAUUUUAUGUUUUAGUUUUUAUCAUUUAUCUUGUUUUUUUUUUAAGUUCACUGUUUUGGUAA
Molecule: messenger RNA, 2583 nt
Organism: Nematolebias whitei (Rio pearlfish)
Lineage: Eukaryota; Metazoa; Chordata; Actinopteri; Cyprinodontiformes; Rivulidae
Product: transcriptional repressor p66 alpha
Exons: 11
Coding region: 111-2381 (756 amino acids)
Biological process (GO): negative regulation of transcription by RNA polymerase II
Cellular component (GO): NuRD complex
Molecular function (GO): sequence-specific DNA binding
Source: RefSeq, a predicted model, not a curated record